UUACCCCGCUGCCUCUAGGUUCUAGGAAGAUGGCGAAGGUCUCAGAGCUUUACGAUGUCACUUGGGAAGAAAUGCGAGAUAAAAUGAGGAAAUGGAGAGAAGAAAACUCAAGAAAUAGUGAGCAAAUUGUGGAAGUUGGAGAAGAGUUAAUUAAUGAAUAUGCUUCUAAGCUUGGAGAUGAUAUUUGGAUCAUAUACGAACAGGUGAUGAUUGCAGCCCUAGAUUAUGGUCGAGAUGACUUGGCAUUGUUUUGUCUUCAGGAGUUAAGAAGACAGUUCCCUGGCAGUCAUAGAGUCAAACGAUUAACAGGCAUGAGAUUUGAAGCUAUGGAAAGAUAUGAUGAUGCUGUACAGCUAUAUGAUCGAAUUUUACAAGAAGACCCAACUAACACUGCUGCCAGAAAGCGUAAGAUUGCCAUUCGAAAAGCCCAGGGGAAAAAUGUGGAGGCCAUUCGGGAGCUGAAUGAGUAUCUGGAACAAUUUGUUGGAGACCAAGAAGCCUGGCAUGAACUUGCAGAACUUUAUAUCAAUGAACAUGACUAUGCAAAAGCAGCCUUUUGUUUAGAGGAGCUUAUGAUGACUAAUCCACACAACCACUUAUACUGUCAGCAGUAUGCUGAAGUUAAAUAUACCCAGGGUGGACUUGAAAACCUCGAACUUUCAAGAAAAUAUUUUGCACAGGCAUUGAAACUGAACAACAGAAAUAUGAGAGCUUUAUUUGGGCUUUACAUGUCUGCAAGUCAUAUCGCUUCUAAUCCAAAAGCAAGUGCAAAAAUGAAAAAGGACAACAUGAAAUAUGCUAGUUGGGCAGCUAGCCAAAUAAACAGAGCUUAUCAGUUUGCAGGCCGAAGUAAGAAGGAAACCAAAUACUCUCUAAAGGCAGUUGAAGACAUGCUGGAAACAUUGCAGAUCACCCAGUCUUAAGGUUUCAAAAACUCUUUGACAUUAGAUUUCACAACUGCACAGUUGAAAUUAUUGACCUGUGACUUAUUUAACUAAAUGCCCAGUGCUAUUUAUAUUCUAAUUUUCUGUGAAGAAGGCAGUUGUAAAGAAUGUGUUUAUAUAAGCCUAAAAAUGCCUUUUACUACUAAGCAGGGAGAUGGGGGAAAUCCAUGGAAGAAAGAAAUAAGACCUAUUGAUUGUACAUCGGUCUUUUCAUAUCACACAUAUAACUGCUUUUAAUCCACAAUCUGAUGUAGAAAUAACCUUGUUAAAUAAACCAUGAUGAUUUGUUAAACUUGCA
Molecule: messenger RNA, 1242 nt
Organism: Marmota flaviventris (yellow-bellied marmot)
Lineage: Eukaryota; Metazoa; Chordata; Mammalia; Rodentia; Sciuridae
Gene: Emc2
Product: ER membrane protein complex subunit 2
Molecular function (GO): protein binding
Source: RefSeq, a predicted model, not a curated record